Zychaea mexicana is the source of this 1251-nucleotide messenger RNA. RefSeq lists its product as uncharacterized. The transcript has 2 exons. Gene Ontology annotation, biological process: negative regulation of DNA-templated transcription. Lineage: Eukaryota; Fungi; Mucoromycota; Mucoromycetes; Mucorales; Lichtheimiaceae. Bases 1 to 1251 code for a protein of 416 amino acids. The record is from RefSeq and is a predicted model, not a curated record. Gene Ontology annotation, cellular component: nucleus.
AUGCUUCCCUCACUACACACGUUCCUUUCCAACCAUAACCUCGAGCGGUACCAUGAAGCAUUCGUCAAGACUGGCGCAACAGAUCAAGAUCUCUUACAAUUGCUUCAUUUCAACGAUGAGGAGCUGAGCGAGUUUUUGCAAGCUGUCGAUAUGCUUCCGUUUCAUGCCAUCAAAUUUAAACGGGGUCUCCGGGAAUUGAGAGUGCAGGCAAGCUUCAGUAUAUAUCCCAACGAGGCAACGGCAACCACCACUUGCCGGUCUUUCACUGCUGCGGCACCGACUCUGCGUUCACCCCUCCCGACGCGGCCAGGCCUAGAUCUUAUCCUCAACACACCUGAUCAUACUUCUUCUCAACAUUAUGAGUACCCUGACAAUCACCACCAUUACAACCGUCAACAACAACAUCAACAGCAUGACCACCACUACUACUACGACCAUGAUAACCAACAACAGCCAUCACAGCAAACUUCCCGUGAAGUGAUCAUAUCUCAUGCUACCAUCUACGGAAAGAACAACACCCGACCGCUCACUAGCUACGAAGCUGCCAUCAACGAAGCCGCUAUUCAGCUCGCACUCGACAAUCCAUCACUACUAGUAAACAAAGGCAAUCUCUUCGAAAUGGCCAAAAAGAAAUUGCUUGACAGCGGAUACCAAUAUAAACGAGGCAAGAGUCGAUCGAAGCUCACCAAAGGUCGUGCACAAGUCUCUCCCGAGCAGCAAGUGGAACGGCGAAAUGCACGGCGAAGCCAGCUCCAUGCCAAGCGCAAGUUAAACGCACAACGCAUGUCGUGUGAGCGACAACGACGAAUCGAGGAACUCCAAACCCAACUGAUGGCUAUCACAGAACGACAACGCCAGUACCCAGAAGAGUUUACGGCACUCGAGGCGACCCGGACAACUCUGAACAAAGAAAUUAGCAAAAUCAAGGCCCAAGAACGAAAGCACCAGUGGUACGAGCGACGCAAGAGUGAUCGUUCGGAUGUCAGUUCUUCUGACGAUACUACUGAGGAGGAACAGCAGGCGAAUGACGACGAUGAACGAUCAGUCGCAUCGUUAAGUAGUGCCGGGAGUAGUAGCGUGACAACAGCCUCUUCGUCUACGUCAGUCACAGUAUCUCAACCUAUUGCUCCCACACCUAUGAUGAGCACAGCAUCCAUGGGUCCCAUGACGCUUUCUCGGGAAAGUGAUGUUCGAGCCAAAGUUUUCAUAGAGCCAACUAUUGCUCGAUCAGAGCUCUUGUCAUCUGCAUAG